AUGGCUCGAGUUGUUCGUAAUAGCAAAUUUCGUCAUGUAUUUGGUCAAGCAGCUAAAAAACAAGAUUGCUAUGAAAAUAUUCGUAUAACAAAAAGUGCAUGGGAUUCAACAUUUUGUUCAGUUAAUCCAAAGUUUUUAGCUAUUAUAACUGAAUCAGCUGGUGGUGGUGCAUUUCUUGUUUUACCAUUAGAUAAAAUUGGACGUAUUGAUCGUGAUGUACCAUUAGUUACAGGACACAAAGCAGCCGUACUUGAUAUAGCUUGGUGCCCACAUAAUGAUAAUGUUAUUGCAAGUGGUUCGGAAGACUGUACAGUUAAAAUUUGGCAAAUACCUGAUGGUGGUAUAACAUCAACUAAUUUAACACAACCAGCUGUUGAUCUUGUUGCACAUCAACGACGUGUUGGACAAGUGGUUUGGCAUCCAAGCGCACUUAAUAUUUUACUUAGUGCUGGUGGUGAUAUGAAAAUUUUUAUAUGGAAUGUUGGUAAAUCAAUAAUAUUAACAACAAUUGAGUGUCAUCCAGAAGUUAUUUUAAGUGUUUCAUGGAAUUAUAAUGGUUCACGUAUUGUUACAUCAUGUAAAGAUAAAAUAUUUCGUAUUAUUAAUCCACGUACUGGUCAUGUUAUUAAGUCCGGAAUGGGUCAUCAAGGAGCUAAACCUGCAAGAGCUAUUUAUUUACGUGAUGGUCGUAUAUUUUCUACUGGUUUUUCGAGAAUGUCAGAAAGACAAUAUGCUCUUUGGGAUGAGGAUCAUUUGGGUAAUGCUUUAACAAUGGAAGAACUGGACUCCUCAAAUGGUAUUCUAUUUCCAUUUUAUGAUGAAGAUACUAGUUUAAUCUUUCUAUGUGGAAAAGGUGAUUCAACUAUUCGAUAUUUUGAAUAUACACCAGAAGCACCUUAUAUACAUUAUAUUAAUACAUAUUCAUCAUCAGAUCCUCAACGUGGUAUGGGUGUUAUGCCUAAACGUGGAAUGCAUAUUGCAACAUGUGAAAUAGCUCGGUUUUAUAAAUUGCUCAAUAGUGGUCUUUGUGAAGUAAUUACAUUCACUGUACCACGCAAAUCUGAACUUUUUCAAGAAGAUCUUUAUCCUGAUACAGCCGCUGAAGAACAUGCUAUAACAGCUGAUGAAUGGAUUGAGGGUAAAGAUGCUAAUCCUCGUUUAGUUUCUAUUCGUGAUCUUCAUUCGGGUACAAAAUCUCAAUCAAGUGCAGGUGGUGGUGGAUUAACUCCUGGUCAUGGAGCACAACAACAAAAACAAGAAAUUGUUUUUGGUAAAUCAACAAGUCAAAAACCUUCACCAACAUCCCCACAUAAUGUCACACAACAAACAAGUGCUAAUAAUGGUGGUGCUACUGUUCAACAUGGUCAGCAUGUCGAUAAUGAAUUUCUUGAUAAACUUGUUGAAGAAAUGCGUCGAGUGAAAAUAAUUGUUAAAGGACAUGAACGACGUAUUAAAACGUUAGAAGAACGUUUAUCACAAUAUGAAGCACCAAGCGUUAUAAAGUUUGUUCGUUCAAAAUUUUCCCCAUCAUCAACUGAAACCAAGCAAAAAUCAAAUAAUAAACAAUAUGAUAAUAUCCUUUAUCAAUUAGAUAUAAUAAAUCGUCGUUUGAAUGAUUUUGAUCAUCGUAUGGAUGAUUUUAAUUAUCGUCUAGAACUUCUUGAAAAACCAUCGAUGAAUAAACAACAACGUCAAGAUUUAACACGUGAUUUUUAUAAAAUAUUAAAUUUACCAAGAACGGCAACAUUAAAUCAAAUAAAAAAAUCUUAUCGAAAAUUAGCAAAAGAAUUACAUCCGGAUAAGAAUAAAGAUGAUUCAAAAGCACAAGAGCGUUUUCAAGAUUUAGGAGCUGCUUAUGAAGCUUUAUCUGAUCCUGAUAAACGUAAAAUUUAUGAUAAACAUGGUGAAGAAGGUUUAAAACGACAAGGUGGUGAUGAUUCAUUUCAUGAUCCAUUUUCAAGUUUUUUUGGUGAUUUUUUUCAUUUUGGUGGUUCAAGAGAUGAUGGACAUAAUCAAGUGCCACAUGGUGGAGAUUUAGUUGUGGAUUUAUAUGUCACACUUGAAGAAGUUUAUAAUGGAAAUUUUAUUGAAGUUGUUCGAGCUAAACCAGUAGCAAAACAAACGGCUGGUUCACGAAAAUGUAAUUGUCGAAUGGAAAUGCGAACAACUCAAAUGGGUCCUGGACGAUUUCAAAUGAUGCAAGAACAAGUAUGUGAUGAAUGUCCAAAUAUCAAAUUUGUUACAGAAGAAAUGGUAUUAGAAAUUGAAGUAGAACCAGGUGUAGCUGAUGGACAUCAAAUACCAUUUAUUGCUGAAGGAGAACCUCAUAUUGAAGGUGAACCAGGUGAUUUGAAAUUUAUCAUUCGUAUUCAAAAACACACAAGAUUCGAACGUAAAAAUAAUGAUUUAUAUACAAAUUUAACAAUAACUCUACAAGAUGCACUGAAUGGUUUUGAUGUAUCUUUUCCUCAUCUUGAUGGACAUAAUGUAACAAUAAAACGUGAAAAAAUAACUUGGCCUGGUGCUCGAAUAAAGAAAAAAGGUGAAGGUUUACCACAACAUGAUCAAAAUAAUAUUGUUGGUGAUCUUUAUGUUACAGUUGAUGUUGAUUUUCCUAAAGGCGAACUAAAUGAUGAACAACGAGACGUUAUUAAAACUUUAUUACAUCAAGAAUCGCAACAUCGAUUAUACAAUGGCUUGUAG
This is a messenger RNA of Rotaria sp. Silwood1, 2703 nucleotides long. The record is from the annotation of a GenBank genome assembly. Lineage: Eukaryota; Metazoa; Rotifera; Eurotatoria; Philodinida; Philodinidae.